Molecule: messenger RNA, 2396 nt
Organism: Octopus sinensis (East Asian common octopus)
Lineage: Eukaryota; Metazoa; Mollusca; Cephalopoda; Octopoda; Octopodidae
Product: zinc finger protein Noc-like
Exons: 2
Coding region: 1-1743 (580 amino acids)
Biological process (GO): negative regulation of DNA-templated transcription
Cellular component (GO): nucleus
Source: RefSeq, a predicted model, not a curated record
AUGAUAGCUCCGAGACUUGAUGCAUGCAUCCCUCACUGUAUCCCUGGAAAGCUCUUCGAACAUCUCUUUGAUCUUGACCAACAGCUUGACCUUGGUGGUGCAGGAAGGAUGGUUGGUGUUUUUCUCAACUGCACCCCACGUUUGUUAUCCAUGAGAUUACAAUUACAAUUAGGUGGCCAGAAAUUGGGGCUGUUGGACGCUAAAAAGAGUCCCCUAGCUCUUCUGGCACAAACCUGCAGCAGCAUUGGUAAAGACACCAGUCCAUCUUCUAAACAGAUUAUCCCACCAAUUGAAAAGAAAGAAAAUGGAUCAUCAGACCUAAAAGAGAAAUCUUUGAAGGAUUUACACCACUCUGAGAAAUCGAUCGACAUCAAACGGAAUUCAGAAAAUGGCGAGAAAAAAGAAUCUGGGCGUGAAUCAGGAAAGCCCGGGUUUCGCACGAUCCCACCAAAAGAGAUUCCACCUCUGGUACCAAUUUCAAGUUCUUCCAGUGAGAGAACCAGCGUUUCCUCGCCAACGACAGAAGUACACAGCGGUAGUCAUAAAUCAUCGUCUUCAUCGAGCUCACUGUCAUCUUCAGAGAGUUCUGUAAACUGUUCUUCCAUAUCUAGGCCAAUGUCUGCCAAUUGUACGAGUGCAUCUCUAACUAGUUCUGGUCGAAUGAGUAUGGGAAGUGUGUCGGACUUGAGUCAUCCCGACUCUGCAGGAAUUACAAAAACCUCACUUUCACAACAUACACCAUCUUUGUUAACGCAUUCCUCAUUGGUCGGUGGUGGUCUCAAGUCUGCCAGUCACCCUUCGCUUUUAUCAACUCUCCCUGCGGCCUCUCUAGCCAGUUAUGGUUGUUUGCCACUCGUAGGACAUGGCAUACCAAUGGAUGCUGCCGGAAACAGUCCAGUUUAUCCUUCACAUCUGGCUGCUCAUGCUGGGCUCAGCCUAGCUUCGGCUGCAGCGGCAGUUGCAGCUAAUUCCUCUCCUUUGAAACUUGGUGCUCAACCAUCAGCUGUUUCUCCAUAUUUUGCAUAUGCUCGGGUACGAACCCCAACUGGGGCUACAACAUUGGUACCGGUUUGUCGUGAUCCUUAUUGCACCAAUUGCCAAAUGACUCUUCAGAAUGCACACUUAUCCUCAACAUGCACUUCCCCUGGAUGUACACAAUGUGCACAUGAAAAGUCUCUUUUACAAACAAGCAGUCUGGGUCUUACUUCUGCUGCCGGUUUACCUAUGCUUUCUUCUGUAUCAACCUUGGGCACUCCGGGUGCAGCUUUAACUGCCAAUCCAUCCUUAGGGUUUGGCACGUCUUUUUAUCCUCACUCUAUGCUUGGCACGCAAUUACCUUAUAUUUGCUCAUGGGUAGCUGGAAACGAUUACUGCGGCAAGCGAUUCUCGACAUCUGAAGAACUUCUGCAACAUUUAAGGACACAUACAACAGUCAACGACACAGCAGCUCUUGCUGCUAGCUACAACCUUUCCUUCCCCUCUGUAUCCUUGCCGAGCUGUCACGGACAAUAUACUACUACGGGAUCUAUCAGCCCGAAUUCACUAAGAAGAACGUAUCCCACGAGUAUAAGCCCUGUAGGUAGUCUUCUUAGUGCAGCUAGGUAUCAUCCUUAUAAAACUCCAUACACAAGUGUCCCAUCAGGGGUCUCUGGUGGAAUCCCACUGAACAGCAUCGGAGGAGCAUAUCUAUCUCCUUAUUCAACUUUAUACGGACAUCGUUUGGGGGCAGCAGCUGUCCCAUGACUAUAUACCGAUUUUAAGUAACAAACUAAUAAGUUUUUCAGUCUUUCUAUUUUGAACUGGUUCCUUGCCCCUUCAGUCAUGUGUGACUGAAUGAUAAUUACAACAGCAACAUCACACAUUACAUACAUACAUACAUGCAAUGACACCUGAAUAUAAUCACACACUUACAUAUACACAUGCAUACAUGGUAUGCAUAUAUAUAUAUGUAUGUAUAUAUAUAUAUAUAUAUAAUAUAUAUAUAUAUAUAUAUAUAUAUAUAUAUAUAUAUAUAUGAUGUAUGUAUAAUAAGAAAUAUUAUGUAUAAAAUAUUGUAAUGAUAAACAAUAAAGAAGAGCGAAGAAAAACAUUUGUAAAUGAAUGAGUAAAUAUCGUUGCAAUGUAAUGAUAUACAGAACUCGUCUUCUCUCUUUCUCUUUCCCUACUCUGUAAUAUGCAACUGCGCAUGUGUGUGUGUGCGUGUCUGUCACAGAUUACCUGAACACAAUCAACACACGUGCGCACAUGGUUAUGUGUGUAAGUGUGUUUGUAUAUGCAUGUGUUUAUGUAUACGUAAUGCACACGUAUUCAAACAUGCGCAUACGAAUGCAUACAUACAUACACGCACACAAAAAAAAAACACAUAUACAUAUAUGUAUAUAUAAGUCUUAAUUACG